Messenger RNA from Caenorhabditis elegans, 666 nucleotides. RefSeq names its product SGS domain-containing protein. The record is from RefSeq and is marked reviewed. The coding region runs from base 13 to 609 and encodes 198 amino acids. Gene Ontology annotation, molecular function: protein-folding chaperone binding. The transcript is spliced from 4 exons. NCBI's taxonomy places the organism in Eukaryota, Metazoa, Nematoda, Chromadorea, Rhabditida, Rhabditidae.
CUAUUAAUCAAAAUGUCUUCAAAACCAAGGCAUGAUUGGUUCCAGAGUGAAACUGAUGUCACUUUAACUAUCCUAAAACGCGGAGUGCCUCUCGAUGAUUGCUCUGUUUCUCUAUCAGAUAACAACACACUGACGGUCAAGCAAUGUGAUGAGAUUCUCUUCUAUGGACAAUUAUCUGGUCAAGUGAAAAAAGAUGAUCUUACUGUAAAAUGCACUGCCGCCAAGGUAGAAGUUCGACUUCCGAAAUUCGCUCGCAAUGAACGAUGGGCUUCUCUGCUGAAAGACGGACAAGGUGUUGCCGCUUCUGUACAGAGUGUAUCACCAAAUCCAGAAAGUGCACCAACUACUACUGUGAAAAAGAAUUGGGAUGCUAUCGAGAAACAAGCUGUAAAAGAAGAGGAAGAUGAAUCGCUGGAAGGUGAUGCCGCUGUAAACAAAAUGUUCCGUAAGAUGUACAACGACGCUUCGGAUGAUGUCCGACGUGCCAUGAUGAAGAGCUAUUCUGAAUCAAAUGGAACCGUCUUGUCUACAAAUUGGUCUGAAAUUGGUCAAAAGAAAACGGAAUGUCAGCCACCAGCAUGUAUGGAAUAUAAGGAAUAUGAAAAGUGAUGAUUAAAUUCUUAUUUUGUUAUAUGAACACCGCCAAAAAUGAAACUUCAUGUCAAA